CUGUGCAUUGGGACAAAAAAAAUUAUUGAUAUGUCAAUACAGAUUGAUUUGAAUAUAAUCGUCUCCUUCAAAGAAUACGGUUCAAAACCUGCAUUAAAUAAAGGUUAAUACUUAACCUGUUAUUUAUCUAAGAUGUCGUUCAGAAGUGUUUUGUGACUGCCAAUGAAAUACAAAGUCAAUAAUUCGUUUUUCUGAUUUACCAAUAAUUGUCCAAAAGUCACAUUGCCGGCUUUGAUAAUAGUCGACUCAUUUACAACAAUGAAAUUAGAAACGUCCAAAAUGAUUUAAUUUAGUAGUAGAAAAAGUGACUCAUACUUGACAACUCAGAAGUUUCAUUCAUACAAAAUGCCAAACUUUCAAUUUUCAAGCUUUUCGAUGUUCUUGUUCUCCAAUCUCUGUCCGCUGGGUUCGCUCGUUUUCUGUUCGUUGUUUGUAACUCGCUAAAGGCAAAGAGAAUACAAACGCUACGAUAGGAUCGAAAUUCCCGAUGAAUAGAUCAUUCUCUCACGGUUAUUUUCGUCGCGAGUGAUGCAACUGCCUAAUAGUUAAUUCUAAAUUGUGUAUUAAGUUUAAUAAAUUUUUAGUUAACUUAAAUUCCCUAACAUGUGAUUAUGAAUGUAAAUAUUUAAAAAAAAAAUCGCACGAAAUGGACGUGAAAGGUUCUUAUUGUGGGUGUAAUGUGGCUGUGUGAUGUGAGCUUCAUUCUAGGCUGUAUAUUGUUUGAGGACAAAGUGUUUUUCAGCGUUUCUUUUGCACAUUUCAACGGAAUUCCAAAAAAUUCCCCUGCGGCGGCUCCGUGAAGAAAUCCACGAAUCGCUGAAUAUGACAUCACCAUCAUGACCAGAAUUCCCAAAUUGUGAUAAUACUUCAGGCCUAAGGGUUCCUUUCUCAAACGUUCCUUUAGACAUAAAAAUAUAUAUUACCAAAGCCUUUUUUUUUUAAUUAGUAAAAUUAGCUGAUCGACCCCUAACCAAAGUUAAACAUAAGAAUGGCCAAUCAAAUGCCAAUUUACAGUCAGGUUGUGCCAAAAAGCCAGUACAAGCCGAAGAGCUCGAAGGCACGUCAGAACCUCACGAAACCGGACUUCGAUCCUUUGAAUUGUAACAACGGCGGUAAUUUUGCGAACGCCGACGGGAAAAUCGAUAAGGAAAAGAAAGAGAAGAGGGAAGCUAGGAGGGAAGGGAAGAGAGUUAAGAAUGAGGGCAGCGAAGGAAAGGUGGAAGCUUACUUGAGGCAGUACCAGGUCAGCAUGAGGCAGCAGCAGCACCGCCAUUCGUCCGUCAGGCAGGCCGAACAUCGUGUUAAUCUCAGAUCUCUUCCUCUAAAUGAAGGCGUCACGUCCGUUCGCGGUCACGAACGCACGCCGACUGAACGCCACCGAGGUUUCCCAUGCGACAGAGAAGGCGGUAGGGAACAUCGUCGCGAGAGAGACAAAGACAGGGAUAGAGAUAAUUUUGAUGCCGACGGAGCACAGCUGAGUCCGUCGGCUCCUCGCGACAAGGACCCACGUCCGAUGCGUAAGUCUUCGUCAUCGAAUCGCGUGCCCGAAGCCGCGACCUCGACCGACAAACGACGGUUCUUCUGCAGGGAGUGGGCGUUUCAGAAGAUCGCUCACUGUCUCGAACAGCGACCGGUCAGCAAGACUUGCGGCGUGCUGGUUCUCGGUAAUGCGGGCAGCGGAAAGACUGCACUUUGUCAAGAGCUUAGCGAGCCGGGUCAAGGUCCUCAAGCGAGGCAGCAGAGGGCAUUGAACCGGAGAUUGCUAGCCAGGCAUUUCUUGCAGAGCAACACGGAGAGCAGCCUUCGUCCUGGUGAGUUCGUUCGGUCGCUGGCGAUGCAGAUCCUCAGCCAUUCGUCGCGGCGCGCGCUGCCCGGCGCCGGUGGGGACUCGCCCGACGACAGGAACAAUUCAGAAGAAGAACGUCUUAUCAGCCGUUUCCGGGAGCUGGGCGACGAGAACGAAGAAAGCUCUAAGCCUCUUCUAGCCGACAGCGAAGAUCAACGUACGGACGAGGAAGAAACUGGUAGCGCCAGACGAACUCGAACCAUUGACCGGAUACACGAGAGGGAAGCGUAUCUGGAUUCAAUGAUCGACGAUGCCUCUUUGAGCGCCGUUGACGAUCUGCCCGAGAUCUUGCCACGGAACGCGAAGACGACGAACCCGUUCGCGAACGAGAACCGAACCGAUCCCGACUUCAGGCUGUACGAGAACCACGAGAACCUGUUCCUGCGCAACAUCUCGCAGCGGCAGUCCAAGGAGCUCAGGAACUCGAGGCUGCUGCGGCAGAGCUCGGAGCCGCUGACCGAGAAGAAGGCUCCCGCGUUACAGAAGAGCCUGUCGACGGAGCAACGGAACGAAAGCGCGCAGGACGAGAGGCCCAAAGUCGAGAACAGCCCCCCGAAGUCCAGAAUACCAGUCGCCAACUUCAUGUACCCGAACAAGAGCGGUCUGCGUUCCGCUGAGGGCUCCCCGAGGAAGGCGGAGCCGCCGAAGGUCGAGGAGCCCCCCGAGUACCAGAACGUCGUGAACGCCGACCUGGAGCCACCCGAGCUGGAGGUGCUGCUGGAGAAGAAGCGCAGCGAGAGCGCGGACGUGCCGCCGCCGAUACCGAGCCUGCCGGUCAACCCGCGGACCGUCAUAGCCAACGCUUACUACGACAAACUCCUUGCCGAACCUGAUAUACAGCAGGCGCUGCUGCCCCAGAACUUGGAAGAGAAUCCAGACGAAUGCUUCAAGAAGGCCCUUCUCUUCCCCCUACUGGAAAUAGAGGCUCCCAAGCAGUGCCUGUUUUUGUUGGUGGACGCCAUAGACCAAGAUUCACUGGACGAUGCAACUAACUGGACAGGUGCGACAGUGAGCUCGGUCCGCAACGAAGACGCAGCCAGCACGGUGGCGUCGCUGCUGGCUAGACAGCAGCACCUCUUCCCGCAGUGGCUCCUGCUGCUGUGCACCGCGCGGAGACACUCCAGGCAGCUCACCAAGAUGUUCACGGGGUUCCGUAAGAUAACCCUGGACGAGCUCCAGCGUGCGCACGUGUCGGCCGACGUGCAGCGCUACGUGCUGGCGCGGCUGGACACCGAGCCCAGGCUGAGGGCUCGCGUGUCAAGCGACUCGGCGGCUGCGGCGGCGGCGGCCGCGGCUCUGGACCACCUUCGAAUCAAGAGCGACGGGUGUCUGUUGUACCUCGAGAAGGUUCUGGACGGUGUCGCAGACGGCUUCAUAGCUCUUCGUGAGAUUAGGGAAAUACCCAGCACUCUGAACGGAUUGUAUCUGUGGCUGGCGCAGAGACUGUUCCAUGGGAGACGAUUCGCUAAGGUUCGUCUCCUGCUGGACGUGCUGCUGGCGGCUCGGUGCGGGGUCACGGAGGAGAUGCUCUACAAAUGUCUGCUCACGAAGGAAUACAGUGUAACACGAGAAGAUUUCAAUAGAAGAAUUCACUUGCUCAGGAGAAUCCUGGUGAUUGAGAAGAGCACGGGCUACCUGUCGAUAUUCCACCACUCGUUCUCUUGCUGGCUGCUGGACGUCAAGCACUGCACGCGGCGGUACCUGUGUUGCCUGGCGGAUGGGCACGCCGCGCUCGCCAUGUACUACACACUCAUAGCGAAACGCCUGUCGGCGCUGGAGAUCCACAACUACGUGUACCACAUGACGCGGCUGGAGCAUCAUCUGUCGUCGCUGAAUAAGAGCAGAGGUGAUCAGGAUGGGCCGGUCGAUCUGCACACUUUGGUCUUGUUGUGGGUGUUGGAUUCUUCGUGCGACGUCGAGUCGGCCCUCAAGAACGAGGUCCGGAGACUGGACAUGUCGCAGAAAACUGAAGCGAGCCACGUCGAAGAGUCGAGCGGGAGGGAGGAGAACGCGCAAACUACAGAUUCCGCCUCAAUUGAGUCAAUAAUGCCGGAGCUGAUCAGCGGAGCCCCAGUCGCUUGGUGCAAAGACAAGCGGGUCGCGAGGGCGCUCUACGAACUAGCUAAAGGUCCGGCCCUGCUCGACCCCAGCGACGUCGGAGCCGGAGAGGUGAUAAUAGAGCAGUCGAACGAGGAUGAGGUCCCACAGGAAUCUUGUGAGGAACGAGAGGAUCCCAUAGUCCUGGAUCCGAAUAUCAUCCACGAGCUGGUCGCUAGGGGUGACGAGGAAACCCUGGCUACGCUUCUGAAGCGUCACCCGGAGCUGGUGGGCGCGGGGGGCGGUGGGGAGGCGGGGCUGCAGGCGGCGGCGCGCGCCGGGCGGGCGGGCUGCGCGCUGGCCCUGCUGCGUGCGGGGGCGGCGCCCGACGUGCCUGACGCUGACGGCUGGAGCCCGCUCCGAGCCGCCGCCUGGGCUGGACACACCGAGGUUGUGGACGUGCUGCUGGAGUACGGAUGUGACGUCGAUUGUGUGGACGCGGACAACCGGACCGCGCUGAGGGCGGCGGCGUGGUCCGGCCACGAGGCGGUGGUCUCCCGGCUGCUGGCCGCCGGCGCAGCCCCGGACCGCGCGGACGCGGAGGGCCGCACGGCGCUGAUAGCCGCCGCGUACAUGGGGCACGCCGAGAUCGUGAGGGCGCUGCUGGACGCCGGGGCCCGCGUGGACCACGCCGACGAGGACGGUCGCACGGCGCUGGCGGUGGCGUCGCUGUGCGCGGGCGGCGCGGCGUGCGCGGCGCUGCUGCUGGAGCGCGGCGCUGACGUCACGGCGCACGACCGCGACCACGCCACGCCGCUGCUCGUCGCCGCCUUCGAGGGUCACACCGAGAUCUGCGAGUUGCUGCUGGAGGCGGAGGCGGACAUCGAGGCGUGCGACGGCGCCGGGCGCACCGCGCUGUGGGCGGCGGCGUCGGCCGGGCACGCCGACACCGUGCGCCUGCUGCUGUUCUGGGGCGCCUGCGUGGACGGCAUGGACGCCGAGGGCCGCACCGUGCUGUGCACCGCCGCCGCGCAGGGCAACGUGGAAGUGGUGCGGCAACUCCUCGACCGCGGCCUGGACGAGCACCACCGUGACAACUCCGGGUGGACGCCCCUGCAUUACGCCGCUUUUGAAGGUCACAUCGAAGUGUGCGAAGCGUUACUAGAGGCAGGCGCUAAGGUGGACGAGGCCGACAACGACGGUAAGGGGGCGCUGAUGCUGGCCGCCCAGGAGGGACACACCAGGCUGGUGGAGAUCCUCGUGGACGACUGGGGGGCGCCCGUCGACCAGAGAGCUCACGACGGGAAGACCGCUUUAAGGCUGGCUGCUCUGGAGGGCCAGUUCUCGACGGUGUCGGCGCUGCACGCGCGCGGCGCGGACGCGGACGCCGUGGACGCGGACCGGCGCAGCACCCUGUACGUGCUGGCCCUCGACAACCGCCUCGCCAUGGCGCGCUUCCUGCUGACCUCCUGCGGCGCCAGCGUGCACACGGCCGAUGCUGAGGUUCGGACUCCCUUGCACGUAUCAGCGUGGCAGGGUCACACCGACAUGGUGAAUUUGCUGAUCACAGUAGGAGGGGCGCGCGCGGACGGGCGGGACGCGGCGCGGCGCACGGCGCUGCACGCGGCGGCGUGGCGCGGGCGGCGGGCGGCGCUGCACGCGCUGCUGCGGCACGGCGCCGACCCCUCCGCACUGUGCUCGCAGGGAGCCACGCCGCUAGGUAUAGCGGCCCAGGAAGGUCACGAGGAGUGCGUCCUGUAUUUGCUGCAGUAUGGCGCUGAUCCCCAGCAGACCGACCACUGUGGUCGGACGCCUGCGAAAGUCGCCUGGCGGGCGGGCCACGCGAACAUAUGUCGCUUGUUGGAACGGUGGCCGACGGUCAGCGAACAGCUACCACCGACGGCGCCGCCGCUGGCCGCCAGAACGCCCAGUGCUGGCUCACCGGAGUUCAAACGCCGCAGCGUCCAUAGUUCGAACUCGACCAAAUCCUCGUCGAACCUGACCGGGGGCUCGCACCCGUCGCACGAGCCCGAGCCGCCCGCGGAGCCCCACGACAAGGGCCGCGCGAGUCUGUCGUUCGCGCAGCAAGUGGCGCGCUGCGGGCGGCCGCGCCGCGGGCGCGAGCGGGACAGCACGAUACCGGAGCACGCGGCUGCCGAGGACGACGCCAAGCUGAGGAGUUACAUAGCGCACGAGCGAGACGCCGAGCUCCGCGGUUACGUGUGCGAGCGGGACAGGCGGCGCGACGCUCGCCACGGGUGCGAGCGGGACAGCACGAGCCCGCUGUACGCGUCGCCGCCGCGGAGUCCCACCAGCGACAUCUGCAGCCCUACACAACCUACUGUAGCUUUUGGAUCCCAGCCGCCGAGCCUGUCGACCGUCCAGCCCGGGCUCGCGGACCCUCACUUCAACAGAGACACGCACAUGAGGAUCAUACUGGGCAGGGACAGCAAACCGGCUCACGAUAAAAACGACAGUGCAUUGUGGACGACGAAAGGAAGGCUAGCCUGCAACAAGUUAUUCGGGAGUAUCGAGAGAACGAGAGGCAGGAUAUUAAAGAAAACCAAGAACAAAAGAAAUGGAAUCGUCACGAAUCCAGCGAUGAGAUUGGUGGCGAACGUCAGGAAUGGACUCGAUAACGCGGCGGCCAACAUCCGGAGGACCGGCGUCGCCCUGGCGGCCAGCACUAGCUCCAACAAUCCGGCAGUCAAGUCCAACGCGUUCCAGUGGAGGAAGGAGACGCCGUUGUAACCUGCCACAGGAACCUCACGCAGCUUUUAUCGAGCUUACAGCUAGCCAACUCCUGAGCGGCGGUCUACUUGGCUAUGAGCAUGGGUUAUAUCCACGAGCGACGCUGAGCCGUAGGACCGUCUAUCUUCGUGAACGUACGAAGAAAUGGAUUAUUAAAAGUAUGAAUUCGGGAAGUACACGCAGUGAGCUCAGGAUCUGUAGUCACCGAGCCGCGUUGAAGUACUCACUGAACUUCAAAUAGUUUCCCUCGAAGAACCGCGGAGAGUACUCGAAGCGUCCUUAAAGCUUUCGAUUAAUUUUGCAAGUUAUUUUCUUUAGCAAUCAAAUUAUCGCUCCAAAAAAAAAUUACAACCUACCUACUUUAAAUAAAUAAAAAAUGAUGUGCGUCAUUGUAAUUGAAGACAUGUGAGUGAUUUGAAGUUAUUUUUUUAACAGAACACAAUCUCUUUUCUAUACGAUACGUUAUAAAUAGCAUUUUUUAUUCAUCUACCCACAGUAUUGUUUUUUUGUGAUUGCGUACGUAGAUGUAAAUUAUACAAGAUGCUGUGUGAUUAGAUGGUACUUUAAGCUGUUUGUAGUAAGGCAGCGGUGCAUCGCGACCCUGGGACGGGGUACGAAUACCGUAUUUAGGUUUCGUGUGUGUGUGAAUGAGAUAUAUAGUUAAAUAUAUUUACAUCUCGCUCUCUCUCUCUCUGGGGUGACGCGCGAGUUCCAAUCGAAAUGCUAAAUGCUAAUUAUAUACGCGUUUAGGUAACGCCGUGUUUAUUUUAUGGUAAUGUACAAAAAAUAACAGUGAUAAAUUUAAUCUUCUGAAUAUAUAAAUAUAUUUUUUCAAUUUAAAAAAUCGCCUAAAAGUAAAAAAGUAUUUAAAUAUAAAUAGUAAAUGUAAGUACAAUGAAUUAGGGCAAGAAUAAAAGUAUUGCUUUUACAAUGAACAAACAAUAAAUUUAAUUAAAAAAUAAUUAUAAAAACAACUCGUAUGAAAACGAAAACUAGUCUUUAGUUAUUUUAUAUACAGGACGUUAGUAUUGAAAAAAAAAAGUAAUAGAAUAACUGUUUUUUUUUAAAUAAAAUGUUAAUAAAAGCUAUGUUAUACAAUUAUAAUCGUAUUUAUGAAUUCACAACUGAGUUCUUUCAAAUUUGCUCUGCUCCGUAAUAAUUUAUGACGUCAGUUUCGUUACGAUAUGGGCGUGCGAGAGAGAUGGCGAUACAUUCUCUCCCUCCAACCCGGCCUCCGCUCGAACCAAGUCAUCGUUUUGUCGUAACUGAUUUCUACGUUGUAUUAAACCAUUCAGCGUAUACAGUAAUGUAAUGUAAUUUUUAAGGUUUGAGGCUUGAGCUGAAUUACCUUCAGACCUCGAACUUUCAUAGCUUGGUCUUUACCCUGUAUGUACAAGUCUAACGCUCUCAUAUGUAACGCAGCCAGGAAUUUGUCAGGCCAAAUGAAUAUGAGCGCUGAUGCCGUUGAAAUACGGACUGUAAUGCGUUACGUCAACGAAGACUCGCGCUAUCUCGCUCAGUUGCGGGGAAGACGGCGUGCACGCACGCUCUUUCGGAAAGUUGGGCUUGGAUCAGAUUUAGUUUGCAACUUCGCCUAUAAGUGCAAGACCAAAAUUAGCAAAAAUUAAGUAGCUAUAUAUUUCACUCUAGACCAGGGAUUCUUAUCUGACUUAAAAGUUUUUAAAUUGGUUAUUCAUAUAAAUAGGAAAAAACACGAUAUUUUUUUGGGCUUAGGUAAUCAUUCCAUUUUGGGAAAUGGUUCUAGUGUCAAAUACAGCCUGGGCAUCCCUGCUCCAGACGUUAAACGAGUGGAUUAAAAAAUGAAAAAUGGCCGCCUCAAUUUGACGUAAGUAGACUUUGACAUUGACAUUUGGGUCGAAGCUUUCAAACGUCAAACAUAAAAAAUUAUACCUAUAUUAUAUUUAAAUAACUCACAAUUCGUAGUUGAUCUCAGAACGAACAAAGUUUUUGUGUGGCUGUCUGCGUGUGAAUGUGUUUUUUGGUUUGCGUGUCUGCUGUGGCGUGUUACGACCGAAUGUUAUGGGUUACGAAGCGAACAUGUUACGGUCAUAUUCGGGACUCUGUUAAUUCCUGAAAUUCAAGUGAAACACGUAAGCUUAUUACAAACAAAUUAGAAUUAAAUAUUUUUAUAAUAUUCUUUCACGGAUAAUAACUCACAAUUAAUGCGGACAUAUUUAUGUGUGUGUGUAUUUUUUUUUAAAAUAUGAAUUCGUCUAGGGCAAUCUGUGUUUUAUUGAUAUGUAGAUUAUAUAGGUUUUUUAUUGACUCGUAAAUCAUUCAUAUAGUUAUCGGAUCCAAUGUACCGGAGACGCUGAUCUUAGCCAUAUACUCAUGAAUACGUCAAUAUAGCUUUUAGCCGACUUUGGUUACGGCCUGACCUGUGUGCUUAGUACAGCUUUUAACGUUCUCGAUAGAGUAAAAGUUAAAAUUUGUAUGCAGUUGGAACAGCGCCCCUAGCGGCUAACGUAGGCAAACAUUCCAAAUCCAUACAAAUUUGAGUUAACUUUUACGCUAUCGAGAACUUUAAAAGCUCGCACUAAGCACACAGAACCGGCCGCCCGGGCAGCAAUCUAACGCGCUUAAAAAAACAAUAUUCGCUUUAGCUGAUCACAAUCCACUACUAAAAGUGAAGCUUAACUCGUAAAAUUGCUAAAACGCAACCGACAUUUCAAAUUAUAUAUAUAUGUAAAUACAUAUGUAUAAUAAUAUAAUGUAAAGAUUCUGUAAACAACAGUAAAUAAAAAAAGAAGAAACAAGAUUGCUUUUGUUAUUAAAAACUCAAUAGUUUAAGAAUAAUGGUACUAUGUAUAAUUUAUUUAGUCUAGUAUUAAAAAAUACAUUUCUAAAACUGUUUUUAAUACUAGACAUUUUAAGCUAAUUUUUUUUAUAUGAAUUUGAGAAAUGCAUUAAAAUGCUUGCUUGAGAAAUCAUAAUCAUUACACAAAAAAAAAACAUUGACAUGUGUCUAAUAUACAGUAAUCCCCUCUAUAACACGGUAGAUUGGUUCCGCGUUAUGGAGAACGCAUUGUAGGGGUUUACUCGCAUAACGCGCUUUUAUGACGCCAUAUAACGCGUUAUGUACAAAUAAGUAUAAUAAAAUAUAACUGAUGUCUUUAUAAUUAAAAAAUUAGGAACACAAAUUUAAUAAAUUUACCUAAUUUUAUAACAACACAGUUGAUACAAUGCGCAAAAAGGCGAAACUGUACAAAUCAUUAUAAAUUUCACAGUCUGUAUAUGUAUAACGCGUUAUACCCGUGUUAUAGGAAGGUCGCCUAAUAUGAAAACGCGUUAUAAGAGUACCGUGUUAUAAGGGGAAUAACAGUAUACUUUAUAGCGCAUUUGAAUGAUAUUCAAUUUUAUUUUCGUAUUUAUCUGAUCUAAAAGAAUCUUAAUUCGAGGCAUAUGUAUCAUGAUGUAUUAAUUGACUAGUCUUUAUAUUAUUUGUAAUUAGAUUUAGUGAGUAUAUGUAAUCGAAUGAAUGUUUUAUAUAUGAGAUUUAUAUUUAUUUUCCAAAUCGCCCAUUUUCUUGACUGAUCUAUGUGAAAUGUAUUUUUAAAAAGAUUAACCCUUUUAGUGCUGAGCUUAUUUCCACAUUUUUGCAAAAAUUGCUAAAGGAUUUAAAAAAAAAAUCACCUUUAAAUAAAAUACAAAAAUAAAUGCCAAAUUUACAGCAGAAUAAUUUUAAAUUAUUGGUGAUCAAUAAGUGUUAUUAACUUAUUAAAAACCUAAUGGAUACCUAAUACCUAUAAUCAGAAUGCGCAAUAGUCGGUAUUCCCAUGCUCCAAACUUUAUACACAUUAAAAGAGAGUCGAUCUAUCGACGGUACACGCUCUAAGGGUUAAUUGUCCUAGUUUCUUGUUGUUUUUCUGCAAUACAAGCGAAAUCAAUUUUUACUUCGUGGAAUUAACACUUUUUAUAUCAAUAACGCUGUAGAAACACGCGACAUUAAUCCAUGGACCUUUAAAUUAAUCUAAUAUUACUGUUUAUUUUAAAAUGUCAUUGAACUUUCAUCAACAAAGCCCACUUCGUCAUCUCUGUCAUUUUUUAAAUUGAAGAAAAGGGACAGAUGAUGAUUCGAUGGUUCGCUUACAAAUACAGGCCUUCUAUUAUCAAAACCGAUCCUAAUUCGAACCUGCUUCAAUAAAAUGUUUCUGACUUUGACAUGUGUCAUCGUUGACAGACGUCAAAAUUAUUGGAACGGAAUCGUUGCGGGCAGCCAGCUCUGAAUCGAUCGCAAAUUAAAUCGCACGUAGAUGAUAUUAUCUAGAAUCUGUAGAUUUGAUUUAAAAAUGUGAAUUGAAAAAAAAACCACCUGUGUUUUGAUCAAGAGUAAAUUAUAUUGAGGAAUGAGAGUGUAUUUGGUUGACGCGACAUUUUUGCAACUUUACAGCAGAGCCAUUUAAAGUUAAAAUUUGGAACAAAUAUCAUAACAAAAAACUUCUUCAGCUAUUUGAAUGGAGUAAACUCAAUUUUUUUUAUUGCCCUUGUAGGCAGACGAGCAUACGGCCCACCUGAUGGUGAGUGGUUACCGUCGCCCAUGGACUUCAGCAAUGCCAGGGGCAGAGCCAAGCCGCUGCCUACCGUUAAUUACUAUGCACAAUCAUCGUUUGAAGAAGGAUAUGGAUAUGAAUUUCAAUUGAAAACAUCAAAUUGUUGAUACUAAUACCAGAUAAAACGGGCCUUUAAUUACUAAGAUAAAUGUCGCGUGUUAAGCGAAAUGUCGCUUGAACCAAACACCCGUUUACCCUUCGAUAUUAUUUUAUAACGUCAUUUCAAAAUCAAUGUAAUUAAACAAUAAAUAAAUCUAUUCUCAUAGUUGGAUAUUAUAAUGAAUAGAUGAUUUAGUGUUGUUAUAAAAAAUGGAGCCUAACGAAUUAAAUUAAUUAGACAGACGCAUUUAAACAAUUUCUGAAUAGAACUGUUUAGUUUUACGUCGAAACUAUAUGUAUAGUAUGUGUAUGUAUUGAGACUAUAGUUGUUUGGUAAAAUAAAUCUAAAAACAG
Bombyx mori (domestic silkworm) is the source of this 11658-nucleotide messenger RNA. RefSeq names its product ankyrin repeat domain-containing protein 50. Gene Ontology annotation, cellular component: ciliary inversin compartment. Gene Ontology annotation, biological process: protein localization to ciliary inversin compartment. The record is from RefSeq and is a predicted model, not a curated record. NCBI's taxonomy places the organism in Eukaryota, Metazoa, Arthropoda, Insecta, Lepidoptera, Bombycidae. Gene Ontology annotation, molecular function: protein binding. The coding region runs from base 989 to 6634 and encodes 1881 amino acids. The transcript is spliced from 40 exons.